AUGGCCUCAGAGAUCAGUAGGGACAAAGGAGGAAACCAGUCACAGCAGAAGUGUAGAAAGGGCGUGGAUGAAUUGAAAUUUCAUUUCCGACAACUUGUUCCUGUUAUUUUUACCCUUUCGGACGGGGAGAAACACGUUGCUGCCGCUUCAGUCAAUGUGGUCGAUAGCUCCACUGAGAAACUCAACGCGGCUUCCGCCAGAGCUGUCACCAAGGGAAGGCCUGCUGGGGGAAAAAAAGGGGGCAUAUCUUUUGAGUACAAGAAAGCAGUUCCCUGGGCAGAUGCAGCAGAAUUGGAUAUGCCAGUGAAAGAGAUGAGGCAUGAAGAAGUGAAGGUCUCAAAAGAGAUGCAGGAGACAGCACCACAGAAGACACAGAAUAAGGCAAUACGACUGGCCAAGACACCCAGUGUGGUGACAUUCACCAAUAUUUCCUUUAAGGUUUAUAACAAAGCUCAGAAAAUGCUAAAGCUCAAAGGAGAAUUGAGAGGUGCCAAGGAAAUGAAAGAUGAGCACAGAGAGCAAGCCUCCGCCAAAAGCAGUCUAACAGAGGAGCUUCAGGAGGUGACAAGAUUACUGGAGGAAAAACGGGAGCAGUUGAAAAAGAGCAAAGAACAGGAGAAGUUGCUGGAGCAAGAGCUUGAGACAUUCCGACAGGAGGAAAAAAAGAAAGAAAAAAUGACAAAGGAAAAUUUGAGGAUGUUGGAGGAGGAAAAUGAGACUGUCAAAGCACAGUUGAUGCAAUGUUCCGCGCAGCUGGAGUCCUCUCUCAGCAAACAAAACGCCUCCCAGCAAGUCAUCCAAGAGCUAAAUAAUGAGCUAGUCCUUCAGAAGGAGGCCUUAGAGAGUCUGCAGGUCCAGCUGGAGAAGGCUGUGCAGAAGGAGAAGCAAUAUCUCCAGACCAUGGUCAGUAAAGAAGCCUAUGAGGAAUUGUCCCGAAAGUCAAUCGCCUGCCAAGAUGACCUGACACAAACUCUCGAGAAGCUCAAUCAUACGACCUCAGAGACCAAGAGCCUGCACCGAACCUUGGCACAGGCCCAAGAGAGGAAAGUUCAGCUAGAAGAUGAAAUCAUUGCUUACGAGGAGAGGAUGAAAAAGCUCAACAUGGAAUUAAAAAAACUGCAGGGCUUCCAACAGCAGAGCGAGCUAGAGGUUCAAGCCUUCGACAAGAAGCUGGAGGAGAUGAGCAACCAAGUGUUGCAGUGGCAGAAGCAGCACCAGAGUGACCUCAAGAUGCUGGCAGCUAAAGAGGAGCAGCUCCGUGCCUUCCAGGAGGAAAUGGCCGCCCUGAAAGAGAACCUCCUGGCAGAUGAGAAGGAGCCUGCCUGUGUGCCCCAGCGGUCUACGGCUAAAGACACCUGUAGGCUACGCCGAGAGAAUGAUCAGAUUAUGUCCAACAUGGAGCAAUGGGCAAAAGAGCAGAAGAUCGCCAAUGAGAAACUAGGAAACAAGCUCCGUGAGCAGGUCAAAUAUAUUGCCAAGCUGACUGGUGAAAAGGACCACCUCCACAAUGUAAUGGUCCAUCUGCAGCAGGAAAACAAGAAACUGAAGACUGAGAUAGAGGAGAAGAAGCUGAAAACUGGACACCCAAGGCUAUACACCAAAGCCCUAGGCCCAAGCACGAUGGAGCCCAUACAGAGGGGAAAAGUUUGUGCCACCUUGGGCUUUAGGGGGACGACCCAGGACGUGAGCCAAAGAAUGGACAUCACCAAGUUUGUCGGGAUACCCCACUGCUCAGGUAUGUCUGCCAUUUGUCUUUUGCUACUUAUAUGAUGUCAUCUUUCUUAGUCCCAUGGUUCAAAAAAAUAGCAACAGCCUGACAUUAUUUUUCAA
Leptonychotes weddellii (Weddell seal) is the source of this 1830-nucleotide messenger RNA. The record is from RefSeq and is a predicted model, not a curated record. NCBI's taxonomy places the organism in Eukaryota, Metazoa, Chordata, Mammalia, Carnivora, Phocidae.